AUGUUCGAUCGAAUUUGGACUUUUUUGAUUUUCUUAUUUGAUUAUUUAUCAAUUAUUGUUAAAACUUUACCACGUGAUAUUCGUGGUCUUUAUAAAAUAUUUCGACAUUCCAUAAUAAUUAAAUAUCAUGUAUAUCGUAAACGAGAUUUUAUUGCUAUAUUUCGUGAUAAUGUGAAAUGUUACAAAUCAAAGUCAUGUUUUAUUUUCGAAGAUACAUCUCUUUCGUUUCAACAAGUCGAGGAUUUAACAAAUCAAUUAGCAAAUUACUUCUUAGCUGAAGGUUAUUGUCAUGGCGAUGUUAUUGCACUUCUGUUAGAUAAUUCUAUUGAAUAUCCAUGCGUAUGGAUUGCAUUGAGUAAAAUAGGUUGUAUUACAGCAUUAAUCAAUUCAAAUUUACGUGCCACACCACUUCUUCAUUCUAUUCGAACAGUGAAUGCUAAAGGUAUUAUUACUUCAAAGCAACUUCUUCCAGAAGUCGAAUCAGAAUUAAAGGAAUUAAAUGUGAAUAAAGUCUAUUUAUUUGAUCCAAAGCAAAAAUCAGCAACACAUUUUUCUAAUGGUCACUCAUCAAUGUUACCAUUUGAAACAGUUCAACUAUACGACAAACUUGAACAAUGUUCAACUCAACCUACAAAACCUAUUCCAUAUAAUUUAAAACAUCCAGUCUUCUAUAUCUUUACGUCCGGAACAACUGGUCUACCAAAAGCAGCUGUUAUUAAGCAUUCAAGAUUUUUUCUUGGUUCAUUUGGUUUUAUUGUGGCAACUGGCAUUACCGAUAAGGAUGUUAUGUAUGAUACUCUGCCACUUUAUCAUUCAUUAGGUGGCUGGAUUUGUAUUACUUACAGUCUCUUAGGAGGUUGUACAACAGUACUACGUAAAAAAUUCUCAGCUUCAAAUUUUUGGAAAGAUUGUGUCAGAUAUAGAUGCACAGGGUUUACAUAUGUUGGUGAAUUAUUACGAUUUUUACUUGCUCAACCAUUAAGUGAAUAUGAUAGAAAACAUUCAAUACGUCUUUGUUGUGGUAACGGACUUCGAAAAAAUCUAUGGAUACCAUUCGUUGAACGAUUUAAUAUACGAAGCGUUUACGAAUUCUAUGCAGCUACUGAAAGCAAUGCUUAUUUUUUUAAUAUUGAUUCUUAUCCAGGUGCUUGUGGAUUUUAUUCAUUAAUUGCUCCUCGUGCACUUGGAAGUGUACUUGUACGAUUCGAUAAUAUAACAUUAGAACCCAUACGCAAUGAAAAGACCCAAUUAUGUGUGCGAUGUAAAACAGGCGAACGUGGAUUACUAUUAGGAAUGAUUGAAAACAAUCUAUUACAUGCAUUUGAUGGUUAUGUUAAUAAUCCAUCAGGAACAAAACGAAAAAUUGUUGAACAUAUUUAUAAGAAAGGUGAUCGUGCUUUUAAUACAGGUGAUGUUAUGGUAGCAGAUAAAUAUGGCUAUUUAUAUUUUUGUGAUCGUACAGGCGAUACAUAUCGUUGGAAAGGUGAAAAUGUGUCAACAGUGGAAGUUGAAAAUAUUCUUAUGAAUGUUCUCAAUCGAAAUGAUGUUGUUGUUUUCGGAGUUUCAAUACCAGAAACCGAUGGUAAGGCAGGAAUGGCUGUUGUUCUUGAUGAUCUUGCCGCACCAACUGAUAUGAAUACAUUAGCAACAGAUCUGAAAAAGAAUGGACUACCAUCAUAUGCUCGUCCAUGUUUUAUUCGUCUUACAAAACAUAUUGAAUUAACUGGAACAUUUAAAGUUAAGAAAAAUGUAUAUCAGGAUGAAGGUUUUGAUGUUAAACUUAUGACUGAACCCGUAUAUUAUUUAAACCAACAGAAGCAGACAUACGAAAGAUUAACAUCUGAAAUAUAUGAUUCAAUAAUGAACGAAAAAAUAAAAUUCUGA
Messenger RNA from Rotaria socialis, 1884 nucleotides. Lineage: Eukaryota; Metazoa; Rotifera; Eurotatoria; Philodinida; Philodinidae. The record is from the annotation of a GenBank genome assembly.